This is a messenger RNA of Micropterus salmoides (largemouth bass), 1445 nucleotides long. RefSeq names its product WD repeat and FYVE domain-containing protein 3-like. The coding region runs from base 21 to 1430 and encodes 469 amino acids. The record is from RefSeq and is a predicted model, not a curated record. NCBI's taxonomy places the organism in Eukaryota, Metazoa, Chordata, Actinopteri, Centrarchiformes, Centrarchidae. The transcript is spliced from 8 exons.
UUUGAUUUUGGGGGGUGUGAAUGUGCAUGCUUGUGUCUGACUGCGUGUGUGUGCUGCCAUGCAGUCGUGCGGAGCAGGUGCCUCCCUGCCUGACUCAUGAGACCUCGCUGCCCUCACCGUGGGGCACGCCAGCCCUCGCCAGGAAGAGACAAGGCUACUACGGCACGUCUGGCCCUCCCGCCCCAGUCAAAGCCCUGACAGACCUGAAGCUCCACUUAGCAAAUCCCUCCCACCCUGCUUCCUCCUCGUCUUCGUCUGAUAUGGUGGUCAUCCACCCAGGGGCCGUCCUGGCCAUACUGGACCUGCUGCCCUCCGUCUCCUCUGACAGCCAGCCAGAGCAUGCCCUCGACCUGCAGCUGGCAGUGGCCAAUAUCCUCCAGCUCCUGGUGAACAGUGAGAGGAACCAGCAGGUGCUGUGUGAAGCUUGCCUCCACCAGCGGCUGUUGCAGCGCUGCAGUCAGGCCCUGGCCGAUGAAGACCACCCACUGCACCCGCCGUUGCAGAGGAUGUUCGAGAGGCUGGCUUCGCAGGCCCUGCAGCCGAUGGCACUCAGGGAGUUCUUACGUCUUGGAAACCCUCUGAACUGCGGUGCCUGGGACAAGAAGCUACUGAAGCAGUACCGGGUUCACAAACCGAGCUCCCUCGGCUACGACGCCGAGAUGAGAAACAGCAUGACCAUGUCCAUGGAGGGCUUUGGUCCCGACAGCGUCUUUGCCACACCUGCGGAGGACAACGGCCAGUACCGCAUCAGCCGCAGCCUCGUGCGCUCCGCCGAGGGCAGCACAGUACCCCUCACGCGAGUCAAGUGCCUGGUGUCCAUGACAACGCCCCAUGACAUACGCCUGCACGGAUCGUCCGUCACACCUGCAUUUGUCGAGUUUGACACCUCGCUGGAGGGCUUCGGGUGCCUGUUUCUGCCCAGCCUGGCGCCCCACAACGCUCCCACCAACAAUACCAACACCUCAGGUGUCAGCGAUGGAGCAGUGCUGAGCGGGAUGGGUACAGGGGAGCGCUUGUUCCCUCCUCCGUCAGGCCUAAGCUACUCCACCUGGUUCUGCGUGGAGCGUUUCAGCACAGCCCCUCAGGCCCACCCGGUGCGCCUGCUGACCAUUGUCCGUCGGGCCACGUCCUCAGAGCAGCACUAUGUCUGCCUGGCAGUUGUGCUGUCUGCCAAAGAUCGCUCGCUCACCGUCUCCACCAAGGAGGAGCUGCUGCAGACCUACUCAGCGGACGAGUCGAGUGAAGAAGCCUCCUUCUAUGAGAUCCUGCCCUGCUGCGCUCGUUUCCGCUGCGGGGAGCUGAUCGCUGAGGGCCAGUGGCACCACCUGGUGCUGGUCAUGAGCAAAGGCAUGCUGAAGAACAGCAUGGCCACGCUGUACAUCGACGGCCAGCUUAUCAACACCGUCAAGGUAAAGUUAUGGACUGAAUGAGAUCAUGCGUGCGCC